UCUCUCGGUCCCUCACCUUCCGCGGGGCGAAUGUGGGCCUCUCGCAAAGCGAAAGUUCGCGACUGCUGGGCCGCCGCUUCCGUCACGCUGAGACGGUGUUUGAAGUUGGGGGCGACCAUGGCAAAGAGCAAGUUUGAGUAUGUGCGGGACUUCGAGGCUGAUGACACCUGCCUGGCCCACUGUUGGGUGGUGGUGCGGCUGGACGGCAGGAAUUUCCACCGGUUUGCUGAGAAGCACAACUUUGCAAAACCAAAUGACAGCCGUGCUCUCCACCUAAUGACCAAAUGUGCCCAGACUGUAAUGAAAGAACUGGAAGAUAUUGUGAUUGCAUAUGGACAGAGUGAUGAGUACAGCUUUGUGUUCAAGCGGAAAAGCAACUGGUUUAAAAGAAGAGCCAGUAAGUUCAUGACUCAUGUGGCAUCCCAGUUCGCCUCCAGCUUUGUGUUUUAUUGGCGAGAUUACUUUGAGGACCAGCCCCUUCUGUAUCCACCAGGCUUUGAUGGAAGAGUCAUAGUGUAUCCUAGCAACCAGACCUUAAAGGACUACCUCAGUUGGCGGCAAGCAGAUUGUCACAUCAAUAAUCUGUACAAUACAGUUUUCUGGGCCCUCGUACAACAGUCUGGACUAACACCAGCACAAGCCCAAGAGAGAUUACAGGGAACUCUUGCAGCAGACAAGAAUGAGAUUUUGUUUUCUGAGUUCAACAUCAACUAUAACAAUGAGCCGCUGAUGUACAGGAAGGGGACCGUGUUGAUAUGGCAGAAGGUGGGUGAAGUCACAACAAAAGAAGUUAAACUGCCAGAAGAAAUGCAAGGGAAAAAGAUGGCAGUGACCCGGACCAGGACUAAGCCAGUGCCUUUAUAUUGCGAUAUAAUCGGGGAUGCUUUUUGGAAGGAACAUCCAGAGAUCCUAGAUGAAGACAGCUGAUCCUUUGCUUUUUAGCCCUGGCAGGCUUAUCCAUGCAAGACCCCCUAAGUCUCCUGGCCUUAGGUGCCCUACGAUCCCUACUACCAACAGCAGUGUGCCAGGAGUGACAUAUAUCAGGUUGGAAAGGAAACAGAGAAAGAAGGGAUGGAUAGGGGUGGUUAUCGUGUUCUGCUUUAAGUAGAACAUUUUUUUACAGUGUUGGAACAUGGUUCCUUCGGUAGAAGUGCAUUUUUUUUUUUUUAAUCGUGGUGCUAUUUUUAUAAAGCAAGAACUAUUUUAUGCUUUGCAGAAUGAAUCAUUUUUAGAUUGUGGCAUAAGUCUUAUAAAAACUUGUCAAGCUUUUUCCACCUAUGAUAGAUGAACCCAAACUUUACUCUCAACCACCUGUUCUUAACUACAAAAUCUACUAACCUUGAAGAUCUCACCUUUCCUACCCAUGUACUUUGACCUUGAGAUAAAUAAUGAGUAGGUGGUUACACGAUUCCUCUGAAUUCAGGAAUUGCAGGGAGAAUCAGGAUUUUGUGCCAGUCUCCCAAGUUGGCAACUUUGGCUGAACAAAUUAGUAAUUUGGAUGUCCUCGUGUAAACAUUCCAUAGAUUGAUUUUGUGGAGCUGUCAACAGGAUCAUUGUCUCGCCAAGGAUAUUUCCAAAGCCACUUACUUUUUCUAAGAAGAAAGAGAAUAAUAUGUAUAUAUGAGAAAAAAACAAAAUGAACAAGGAAGAAAAAACAUGGACUCGGUCCUCUAAACACUUCAGUUGUAAAAGUCACCUUCCUGUUGGAUUUUCUAAAAAGGAUUCUCAGGUAGCCUCUAUGUAAUUGGAACACUGACAUCUGAGUUAGAGAGCAGAGUGGUCAGCACUUCCCUUGGGGUCACAAAUGGCAGGUGUCAGAGGACCCCUAACAGUUCCACCUGCUGGUGGGCCAGUGGAGCUGGGGGAGGAGCAGCAGAGAGCAGCAGCAGUAACUGCAUGUGGCCUAGUUGCUGGCCCCAGAAGUGAGGGUAGGUGGUGAGAGAACUCACAUUGCCCGUUGUCCUCCUUUCAUAUUUCACAGGAGGAUUAUUUGGCUCUAUUAAGAAUUAGGAGCAGCCUAUGUUUUAGUGCCUGGUCUUGCAUUACAGAAUUUACAGCCACAGAGAAAAUGUAUUUUUAAAGGCAAUGGCUGGUCUCCUUCUUCACUAAUUGAUACCUCAUUUGUUGGAAUCAUUUCUUCCCCUUCCUGUUCUCACUAGAGGAGAUUUUUUUUUUUUUUCACUAGAGGAGAUUUGAUGCAUGUUUGGUAAUUGAUAAAACCUCUGAGAAAAAAAUAAAGGCUUCAACUCCCUUGGCCUAA
Messenger RNA from Nyctereutes procyonoides (raccoon dog), 2260 nucleotides. It is a transcript of the gene THG1L, whose product is annotated as tRNA-histidine guanylyltransferase 1 like. Bases 31 to 927 code for a protein of 298 amino acids. Gene Ontology annotation, molecular function: magnesium ion binding; tRNA guanylyltransferase activity. NCBI's taxonomy places the organism in Eukaryota, Metazoa, Chordata, Mammalia, Carnivora, Canidae. The transcript is spliced from 6 exons. Gene Ontology annotation, biological process: tRNA modification. The record is from RefSeq and is a predicted model, not a curated record.